Messenger RNA from Sesamum indicum (sesame), 6937 nucleotides. NCBI's taxonomy places the organism in Eukaryota, Viridiplantae, Streptophyta, Magnoliopsida, Lamiales, Pedaliaceae. The record is from RefSeq and is a predicted model, not a curated record.
AAUUCCCUGAGAUUGAAUGCUAUUGCUCCGGCACCAAAACCCUAAACCCUAACACGGCGCCAUAUUUCAAAGUCUGUUGCUCCUUCACUCGCUCCACCCAUCACCGCCUCAAGGCCACGAAAAGGAAUUCAGAGUUCAGGACCCCGCGACGCGACAAUUCCCAGUAAAUUCCCCAAGAACACAACUUCACGAUGGCGGGAACCUCAAUUUCAUCUCAGCUAAAGGCAAUAAAAGACGUGCUGAACGUAUCCACCGAUCCUGAACCUGGUAGGCGGCGGCCGUUAACCCGACCUUCAGUUCUGUUCGAUGCCAAAACAGCUGCCGAUAUCGACCUUGACACCAUCCUCAACAUCGCCCUAUCUGGGUUGGAGGUCCUUAUAAAUAUGGAGGAGCGUUUUAGGAAUUACAAGAAUGAUUUAUUCAGUUAUCAGAGUAAGGAGCUCGAUAGGGAGUUGGUUGGCCAAGAAGAAAACAACCGAAUUAAUGCAUCCAUUAGCUCGUAUUUGCGACUAUUGUCGGGAUAUCUUGAGUCACAUUCUUCCUUGAAGACAUUGGAAUAUUUAAUUCGCAGAUACAAGGUUCACGUGUACAAUGCAGAAGACCUGAUUUUAUGUGCACUGCCGUACCAUGACACACAUGUAUUUGUUCAAAUAGUUCAGUUAAUUAACACAGGUAACAACAGAUGGAAGUUUCUUGAUGGAGUUAAAACAUCAGGUGCACGGCCACCUAGGGAGGUUAUUGUGCAACAGUGUAUCCGAGAUUUGGGGGUCUUGGAGGCUAUUUGUAAUUAUGCUACACCUGUGAAAAAGAUUCAACCGUCAAAGCAUGUGAUUGGAUUCUGCACAGCAGUCAUUUUUGAGGUUUUGGGGCUUGUUACCAUUGACAAUAAUAUUGUGAAGAGGAUUCUUCCGUAUGUGAAUUCCGGGCUGCAACCUGGUGCCAGAGGACUAAACCAGAAGGCUGGGGCUCUCAUGAUUGUGAGUUUACUAGCACAAAAGGCAGCUUUGGGACCUAAUGUUGUCAAAAGCUUGUUGCAUUCAGUGGCUGACAUAGCUAGGGUGGAAGCAAAAGAAAGAGGUGACUUACAAUGGUUGCGCAUGUCAUUUAUGACUGUAAUCACCAUUGUUCAGCUUCAAUCUGUGGAAAUAAUCCCCAAGAAGACUAUGGAUGUUUUAAGUGAUAUCAGGGAUAUUUCAGGGAUCCUUUCAGGCUUGACAAAGGACUUCAACAUUGAUAAGUUCUUAGCUGUAUUUCUGGACUCCUUACUAGAGUACAGUGCUUCCGAUGAUCUGUGCCAUCGGACUCUAUUAUCAAUAAUAGAGACUGUUCCUGUUAAGGUCUAUGUUAAUAGAAUAGUCUCUCGACUUCUUAGUAUGAGCAUGAAGAUACCGCAGGGCAAGGUUAAUUCUGUCUCGUCUGAAUCAGGGAACCACGGCAAACAGAUUCUGGUUUCUAUCUGUGAGAAGUAUCCAAAUGAAUCGAGGGGAGCCUUCUAUAAUUUCUUGAAGGAUGCGAAGUUGCAGUCCAAGAAAGUCAGUUCAGGCUAUGAUUUACUUUGCAAGAUUGUAGAUGAACAUUUGGACUCAUCACAAGAAAUAUCCAAUCCAAAAGUACUUUUUGCUCUCGAACAUUCAGAGGCCGAGAUCCGAAGGUCAGCAGUCUUGGGCUUGGAUGUUGUCAACAUUCUGAGGCAGAAAGCUACUGGCUCGAAGAAGUUUGAUGCCAUUCAAGAUGCACUGUUUCGCCGGCUCUAUGAUGAUGACCUAAAUGUUGUCCUGGCAGUUCUGGAAUUGAAGAAUUUGUCCGAAAUAUUAAGUUCAGCACAUCUUAUUGAAGCAGUCAAAUAUGUGCUUCAAAGAUGUAUUGAAACUUUGUUGUCAGGUCCAUUAACAAACACAUCUCCCAUGGGUAAUGCUGCUUUAUCGUGCCUGCAACAAGUUAUAAAAAACUUCAAAGAUCAGGAAGAAUAUGUGAUGAUAUUAGCAACAACAAUCUUUCCAUUACUUUUAAUUCGACCUAAGACUCAGAGAUUGAACUUGAAGGCUUUAGAAUUGGCUAAAGAAUUAAAAUGGCCUUUAUAUGAGAGCCUUGUUCUUCUUCCAGGAUCGGAGAAGAAAUUGGAUCUCGGACGUAUAUCUUCAAUUAAUAUUGAGAAUAUCAAUAGGUUAGCAGAGAUGUUCUCAUUGAGUCCUGAGGAAUACAUGCCUUGGCUUGUUAAGUGCUGCGACUCCCAUGAGCUUUCAAGGACAUUAUUCUUCUUGGUUUUAUUGCAGUCACUGAAGGUGUUGAAAAUGGGUGUUGGACAAUUUUCUGCGUUCCUUGAUUCUUGUCUUCCAAUUCUAAAAAAUGAAUGGGAAAUGCUAGAGUCUAUGGGGAUAUCUGCAGAGCAGUCCAAGAAAAGGAUCAUGGACAGUGACUGCAGAGGAAUCCUAGAUGAUCUUGGCAUUAACGUCAAAGACCUCAAUGCUGAGAUUCUAUCUUGCUUGUUUUUGAGAUUAUCAGAAGCUUUUAUUGCAGCGGCAUCUGAGGAUGUGUCUUUGGACAUGAAGGGUGUGUGGGAAUGUAAGCUUCAGGAGCUAUUUUUAUUCUUUGCAUGCCACUCUAAAGAUGCUUUUAGGAAACAUCUGGAGUACCUGUUUAUGAAGUGCAAGUCCUCUCUGGCGCGAAUAAUGUUGAAACUAUUUACAGAAGAAGGUUUAGCUAUUUUUCUUCAGUCUUUCUCGCAUAUAUGUUCUCAGUUAGAUGAGAGUUCAGCCGGUCAAUUCCUUGCAGAUUUCCCUUCUGUUCUCAUUCCACUUUCGAGUGAUAACCAGAAUGUGCGCGCGGCUGCCAUGAGCUGCAUCGAGGAGCUAUUUGCAUUGUGGUCCCGUAUUAGUAGGAAUGGCAACAACAGGACCUGGUUGCAUUUUCUUGGGGAGCUGUUAUGCUUAAUUAUUCAGCAGAAGAAGAUAUUGUUAUCGGACAGAGAGAUUCUUGCUUCUUUCUUCUCAUCUCUGCUUGGUUCAUCAUCUGAUAGCCUUUUGGUUCAAGAUGCUAUAGGAAAGAGAUUUGAUGUAUCUACCAAAGAUGACAUCUUGGUUUUCAUGGUUGGCCACGCUCUUGGACUUUCGUCUCAUGCAAAGCUGAAGAUUCUUUCUUUGAUCAAAGGCAUGGGAAGUAAACUCAUGUCUAUUUCUGGGGUGAGGUCAUUAUUAAAUGAUCUUUUGGAAAGUCGUCGUCAAUAUUAUCUUUCAGAUGGCAAAUUAUGCCACAGGUUGUCACAAAAUGAAGUUGACAUAUUGUGCCUUCUGCUGGAGAGCUGUACUAGACCUGCUUCAUCUCAUGAAGUGCAUGACUGUGGGGAAUUCAUAUUAAAAGCUUUACAGGUAAAUGGUGCUGAAGACUCUUCAAUUGUGGAACCAUGUAUGACAGUUUUGCGAAAUCUUAGCAGUUCCCUCUAUGGAGAUAUGAAGACUGAAACUCAGGAACACAUAUUUCGAAAUCUUUUGAUUCUAUUUAGGAGUGCCAAUGGUGAUAUACAGAAUUCCACUAGAGAUGCCUUGUUACGAAUAAAUCUGGAUUGUUCAAUUGUUGGACGGGUUCUUGAUUCCAUUUUGGAUCAGAAGAUUUAUUCAGUUGGUUCAUCACAUAGGAAGAAGCAAAAGAAACAAGUCAAACUCCAGGAUCCUGAUCAAUCCAAUUAUGCAACCCCAAAAACAGAAAGCACGCUAUCUAUGUUGACUGCUUUUCUUGAUGUGUUGCUAAUGAAGAAAAAUAUAGAUAACAGAACCUCACUUGUUGGUCCCUUAUUUAAGCUGCUCCACCUGAUAUUUACAAAUAAUGAGUGGAUGCUUAAAGCUGCAGACCAGGAUAAAGUGUCUAUAGUUUCAUCUGGUACUCCUCAGACUGUUCCCGAUGCUGCAUCUUAUGUUCAGCAGUCUCUACUAUUGACUUUGGAAGAUAUUAGUACUUCCAUUGGAAAUGAUAUUCCAUAUAAGGAUAUCGUUCACCAUUUUGACUUGCCAUUAUUAGUCAGAUGUGCCCGUACCUCAGGCAAUGCUAUUACCCGCAAUCAUGUGUUCUCAUUAAUAACUACUCUUGUAAAGAUCGUACCUGACAAAGUCUUGGACCAAAUUUUAGAUAUUCUUUCUGCCAUUGGCGAGUCUACUGUAACACAGUGGGAUAGCCAUUCACAGUGUGUGUUUGAAGGCCUUAUAUCAGCAGUUAUACCAUGCUGGUUAUCAAGGACCAAGAAUACAGAACAAUUACUACAGAUUUUUGUGGAUUUAUUGCCGCAAGUUGCAGAACAUAGAAGAUUUUCCAUCAUUGCACACAUAUUAAGGACUUUAGGUGAGGCUGAAAGUUUGGGUUCACUGCUCUUUCUCCUUUUCCACUCAUUGAUCUCAAGAAAGAGCUUACGUAGUCUCCUUGUUAGUGAGCAGUCAUUGGAUAACUUGACUCUUGUCAUCAGUAAGCAGUGGGAGUAUGAAUUUGCAUUGCAGCUCUAUGAGCAGUACUCGUGCACAAUUUGGCUUCCUUCUCUCAUCUUAGCACUUCAGAAGAUCGGAAGUAAUGGUUUAAGUGAAGACACAUUUAUGCAAAUGCUGGUUGCAAUGCAGUUUGUUGCUAAUAAGCUGCGUGAUCCUGAGAUAUCUUACAAGCUUGAGACAGAUGAAGAUUUAAGUAAUAUUCAGAGUAUGGUUGCUGAACUUAUGGAGCAAGUUGUAUACCAUCUGCGACUGGUUGACUUAAAAAAGAAGCAUAUUGGUGUUCCAGCUAUGGUCAAGAAUGAGCUGAAAGAGUACAUCCGUGAUAUUCUAAAAACUCUUACAACGGACCUUUUACCAUCAACCUAUUUCACAAUCAUGGUUAAGCUGAUUCGCAAUGUGGAUAAAAACGUGAGGAAGAAGGCUCUUGGGCUUUUGUGUGAGACUGUGAAGGACUUGGGUACGAAUGCAAAGCUUGUGAAGAAGGGUUCAAGUUCAAGCUUUAGAAGCUUAUGGCUGAAUCUGAAUGAGACUUCUCUGGGAUCGUUUGAUAACUUAUGCUUGGAAAUAUUGACAUUACUCGAUGCAUCUGAUGAUGACUCUAGUACUUCACUGAAUCUGGCUGCAAUAUCAGCAUUGGAAGUUUUAGCUAACAGGUUCCCUUCACAUGAUAGGGUCUAUAGUGUGUGCCUUGGAUCUGUGUGUAAAAGAAUCUGUUCAGACAAUUCUUCUCUCUCUAGUCAUUGCCUUCGCGCCACUGGUGCUUUAGUUAAUGCACUUGGGCCAAGGGCACUGCCCGAACUUUCUAAGGUUAUGGAAUGUCUGCUGAGAAGAUCUCGUGAUAUUUCUUCCAUGGCUGUAGAAACCAAGAGGACAGUCAACGGUGCUACUGGUUCUUCAAAUUCAGUGGAGUCCCUGUUCAUGUCUAUUCUACUAACCUUGGAGGCAGUUGUGAAUAAGCUUGCUGGAUUUCUAAAUCCUUAUCUGGCAGAUAUUUUAAGACUAGUUGUGUUGCAUCCCUUAUUGUUCUCUUCCUACGAGCUAAAGCUGAAGCUGAAAGCUGAUAUUGUGCGCAAGCUUAUCACGGAAAAAAUCCCUGUUCGACUUCUACUCCCACCUGUGUUGUCAAUGUACUCUGAUGCUAUUAAAUCUGGGGAGUCAAGUUUGUCUAUUGUUUUUGAAAUGCUGGGAAACUUGGUUGGUUCAAUGGAUAGAUCAUCAAUUGGCGUUUAUCAUGCAAAAGUUUUUGACUUGUGCCUGCUAGCUCUUGAUCUGCGUCAUCAGAAUCCUGAUUCAAUUCAGAAAAUUGAUGUUGUUGAACAGAAUGUCAUCAAUGCUGUUGUCACCCUGACAAUGAAACUCACAGAGACUAUGUUCAGGCCACUUUUCAUCAAGACUAUUGAAUGGUCUGGUUUGAAUGUGGAAGGUGAUGAGAAUUCCCCUGUAAAAGCUAAUAGUCGGGCCAUCUCUUUCUACAGCUUGGUUAAUAAACUUGCUGAAAGCCAUCGGUCGCUGUUUGUCCCAUACUUCAAGUACUUGCUUGAUGGCUGUGUCCGAGGUCUUGCUGGUACUGAAGAUAUAAAACCUGGUCUGACUCAGAAGAAAAAGAAGGCUAAGCUUAGCUAUAAUGCAAAGGACAGGGAUGAUGCAUUAUCACUUCAAGCGUGGCAUCUUCGGGCCUUAAUAUUGUCAUCUCUGCAUAAGUGUUUUCUCUAUGAUACUGGAAGUGCAAAGUUUCUUGAUUCUUCUAAUUUUCAGGUUCUUCUGAAACCCUUGGUGUCACAGCUUGUUAUGGAUCCCCCAGUGUCUAUUGAGAAUCAUCCAAAUGUACCAUCUGUGAAAGAAGUGGAUGAAUUGUUGGUCGCCUGUGUUGGUCAAAUGGCUGUUACUGCUGGUUCAGACCUGCUGUGGAAGCCACUGAAUCACGAGGUAUUGAUGCACACUCGUAGUGAGAAAGUGCGUGCCCGCAUCUUGGGUCUGAGAAUAGUCAAGUCUCUUCUAGAGAACUUGAAAGAAGAAUAUUUGGUACUUUUACCAGAAACUAUACCCUUCCUCGGUGAAUUGCUCGAGGACGCUGAGCUAUCUGUCAAGUCUCUUGCACAAGAGAUUCUCAAGGAAAUGGAAACUAUGAGUGGUGAAAGCCUCAGACAGUACCUCUGAUACUGCAUAAACCGGUAAUACUAGGUGUUUUAGUUCUAUGCAAUUGAGCUACUUGGAAGCGAUCCCCAUAUCCUCUCUGUAAAUAGGUGCCAACUUUGUUCAGAUUUUUUGCAGUUUGUAGGUUACCUGUGUACUUAGUAUUUACUCAAGAUGAGGAGGGUAUUUGUGUUCUAUUGAGGUAAACUUACAGUCUCCAGUGAGGAAUAUGUGCUUGGACCAUCUGGAGUUGGGCCAAUUUUGUUUCUAUAGUCAUACAGUAAGCUCAAAUUUUGUGCUCAGUGUUCAUAAUAAUGCCUUUUCUAAUUGACAAA